AUGGAGAGCAAGCAUCAUUCCCAAAUCAUCGAAAGUAGACCUCGCAGUCAAGACAACCCCCAUUCUCACGACCAUCAGCCUCUAAACACUUCUCGUUCUGAAGGGAGAUCUCCAAGCACCAGCUACUUCGAUCCAUUCGUGACCAGUGCAGAACCCAACGUACACGUACACACAGGUAAUGCAUUUGCACAUUUGAAACCCAAAGAAACAGAGGAAGAUCUGCCGCCUGGACCAAAGUCUGGUAAGAACUGCAGCCUAGAUACUCUUAUCCCCGAGCCUCCUCCGCUAUAUUCUCAAGGUAUCCAUGGAUCUAAUCUACCGUGGCUAACAUCUUCAACCCAUACUACAGGAAGUACCGAUCCAUCAAGCACCCCCUCUACCCCUCAGCGUCCAGUUAUCACCCGCAAGACCUCCGGCCUCGACUACAAAGUGCAUCUCGCAUUGCCCAUGCCCAAACCCGCUUUCGAGGCUGAGCCGCCUCCCGCCGAGGAGAUGCCCACGCCCACUAAACCCCAUUACCUGAAGAAGCGGGCCGUGACAGACCCAGUCGUCCUUGAUGAGCUCGUAAGCUCCGAAAAGACGCCGGGCCAUGACACUGGCGAAAAUAAGAAAAGGUCCAAACUGGAACUCAUCAAAUCAAAGCUGAGCUUCAAGGAUCUACGCAAGGAAUGUGCCAAAGACGAGGCCGCUUCUCGUGCGCCUGCUUUGCCAGCACCUGAGAAUGUCAAAACUCGCUUCCGUCGUCCUCUCAUAGGCACUGCCAUCCCUUCUUUUUCAUCCACUCACCCGAAUCUCAAGGCUCAGAUAAAACCCGUGGAGACUGGCCGGCCUUCACUGACAACCACUGUGUCCUCUAACGCGGCAGCGUCUGCCGUGACGGUUACGCCGAGUAGAAUCCCCCUGCCUCCAUCGGGGUCGUUUUCUCAUGCACAGGGGACUAUUGCUCCGGCCAGGGCUCCAAGCACUCGACGAAGCAACCCUCCCACGACCUCGGAGCCACCGUUUACGGAUGAAUCCCCAGUGAAGACUAUUGACAAGUCCCGCGCAGCUUCGGACUCCUCAAGGGCCGCUUCAACUCUGAAGGUUCAGCCCGAGAUCGUGGUCACGCGGCCCAGUGUUGACAGUGCAGCUGCUCAACAACGCCAUCACUCUCCGGACGAUCCCUGGAUCAUAGAACCUCUCAACUCUCAGGACUCUCCACAGAAUUGCACUGGGAUCACUGGGAUCACUGGGGAGUUUGGACCAGGCCAACUCGACCAUAAUUCUCCAACCUCGGCACAACAUCCUACCCGCACGUCUUAUCCUGAGGCACGAAGCCCGCCUUUGAAUGCAUAUAUUGAAAAUGAUGCACAGAUAACCUCCUCGGCUGACUUCGUGCCCUCAUUUCAGGAGCGGCUUAAGAAGGCGAAUAUGCCCCUGGACCAGUCCAUCCCGCCGCCGGCAAUCCAGAAUCUCAGCACCGCAACGCACGUCGAAGACAUCGUCGAUAUGGUACAGGCAAUCCAGAAGCGAUCUGACAGAGGGUUCAACAUCAUCACAAGCAAGCUUGACGAACUCUCCAACUGGAUCGGCAACCAGCUCAAAAGCCAGAUCGACGGCAUUUCAGACAUAUCCCGAGUUAAUUCUGAGCUCUUCACCAAACAGUGCCAGAUCUCGCGCGAGCUAGCCAAAUUCCAGCUGGAUGUCCGGCUGGAGAUUGGGGUGAUGGAGCGACGGUUCAGUGCCUUCGAAGGGAGGAUUCUGGACGAGGUGCAAGCCGAGGUUCGGGCUCUGGCGAAGGCGUAUGAGGAGCUCAACCGGAAGAGCGACUCGUUAAUUGCCAAACAUUCGAAUGGAGAUAACCAGCGGUUCAUUGCACAUCAGCGCCAGAAGAAUGCGGAAAUCGAGGCUGAAAUCGCCAUGUUGAGGGUCCAGCAGCAGAAACGCAAGAGUGAGUCAAGCACGACUAGCACCGAGCCUAUGCCGAAGCAGGCCAUUGCUGCCCUGGCCCCCCUGCCUCCGACUCCGGCGUCGAAUCACCGGAAUCGAAUUACCAUCUCGGAAAUGAGACAAGGUGGUAUGUUGCCCAGGAGUAUGUCCGUGUCGAAGAAAAGUCUUAACAAUGCCAAAGCCGCCAUUCGUAGUGUGCCGGAGCCGAAGGAAAAACCCCUGGACAAAGCUGCAGGCAGCGAGGAUGGAAAACGGUGGCAUGUAUUCGGCUUCCGACGUCGUCGCGAUGCCAGCGACAGCUCGACCGGCAGCGGCAAGUUCCUGUGGACAUCUCGCCGUGCGAAGGAAGACACUACUACCGUCCACGAUGAUACCACCAGCUCACGCUCAUCCACGCCGCCGAUUCCUCCUAUCCCGCGAAACAUCUCUCGCCUAGUGGAUGAUCUGAACCGAAGCAGCACAGUCACUUCGUCCAACAUCCACCCAGCCUUCCGACACAUGCAACAACCACAACAGCCAUCUGCCAUCCCCAAGAAGGAGAAUAUCAAUCCCCCGCAGGAGGUCACUCUUACUUCUGGGCUGACUAUCGAGAUUAUUCCAGAGGCCAGUCCCGAACUUGUAUCUCUGUCAGCUCACACCCGCUCUACGGUAUCGGCUCUUGGCGAUGAGUACAAAACCUCGGCUGAGGCCGGAGGUCUCUCCCCUUCUGCGAGCGAGCAUUCAACUCUUCAAGAAAAUCACCCUUUGGUCCCAGUCACGCUCCAUCCUUCGAACGAUGAUUUGCCGCGGAUGCCACUCCUCGCCGAUCCCGACUGGGACACGCCGGACUGGGAUAAGGUGUCGUUUUAUGGAUGCAAGUCCAACGGAGAGUCACAAGAAUAG
Molecule: messenger RNA, 2811 nt
Organism: Penicillium alfredii
Lineage: Eukaryota; Fungi; Ascomycota; Eurotiomycetes; Eurotiales; Aspergillaceae
Exons: 1
Coding region: 1-2811 (936 amino acids)
Source: RefSeq, a predicted model, not a curated record